Pecten maximus is the source of this 6661-nucleotide messenger RNA. Its product is annotated as cysteine and glycine-rich protein 2-like. Gene Ontology annotation, molecular function: actinin binding; structural constituent of muscle. Bases 150 to 1373 code for a protein of 407 amino acids. The transcript is spliced from 10 exons. Gene Ontology annotation, cellular component: Z disc; nucleus; cytoplasm. The record is from RefSeq and is a predicted model, not a curated record. Gene Ontology annotation, biological process: sarcomere organization; muscle tissue development. Lineage: Eukaryota; Metazoa; Mollusca; Bivalvia; Pectinida; Pectinidae.
AGCUUCUGUAUUCGAUACACACAUAUAAAUGCAUGUUGGCGCCGUCAGAUCAUACACCGGAAAUUAUCUUUCUCACCUGAAAAUCCGUCCAGACAGGUGUGCUAUAAUACAGACAUUUUGAAAAAAACUGACACAAGAUCGUAAAAAAGAUGGCAGAACCAUGUCCUAGAUGUAAGAGACCUGUGUACUUCGCAGAAGAACUUCGUGCCUUAGGAAGGAAGUGGCAUAAACUCUGCCUCAAAUGUGCGGAGUGCAACAAGUUAUUGGACAGUACUACCUGUACUGAUCACCAGGGGGAGGCAUUCUGUAAGGCUUGCUAUGGAAAGAACUUCGGACCAAAAGGUUAUGGCUUUGCAGGUGGUGCCUCAGGCCUUUCUGCCAACAGUACAGCCCGAUAUGGAGAAUCGGAUGGACACGAUCACUUUGGUCAAGCUGUUUCGGCUCCACUUCUCCAAACACCGGCUAAUUGGGCUGCUCGUGAUGCAUGCCUGCGCUGUGGACACACUGUCUACUAUGCAGAGGAGGUCCGUGCCAUGGGACGAAAAUGGCACAAAAUCUGUCUUAGUUGUGGGCAGUGUGGGAAGCCCCUGGAUAGUUCCACCUGCACAGACCAUGAUGGUGAUAUUUUCUGUAAAAACUGUUAUGGCAAGCUUUUCGGUCCGAAAGGUUACGGCUACGCUGGUGGUGCUGUACUACUCUCCAUGGAUACCGGACGUCCCUAUGAGAUUCCUCUAGACAAUGUAUCCCACUAUGCCCAGGCACAGGCUGCUCCAGUGUUGAAUGGUGGAGGUAGUAAUCGGUUUGGUGGUGGAGAGAAAUGCCCUCGCUGUCAAAAGACUGUAUACUUUGCUGAGGAGGCACGUGCUAAUGGAAGGAAGUGGCAUAAACUAUGCCUCAAGUGUGCAAACUGUAACAAGAUGUUGGACAGCACCACUUGUACAGACCAUGAUGGAGAAGCGUUUUGUAAAGCCUGUUAUGGUCGCCUCUUUGGGCCAAAAGGAUACGGUUUCGCUGGUGGGGCUUCUGGACUUUCCAUGGAUACUGGCCGAGCAGGGGAGGUCACUACUGACAAUGUGUCACAGUUGGCCAUGGCACAGGCUGCCCCACUGAUAGAGGGAAAUACUCAACGCCCCAAGUACGGAGGUGCUGACAUGUGUGGUCGCUGUGGCAAGCAAGUGUAUUUUGCUGAACAGGCCAUCGGAGGGGGAAACAUUUACCACAAGGCCUGUUUUAAGUGCACUGCCUGUGGAAAGAAUCUCGAUUCCACAACGCUGACACAAAAUGAGGGAAAUAUCUUCUGUAAAGCUUGCUAUGGGAAGCAUUUCGGACCAAAAGGGUUUGGGUUUGGCCAGGCACUUCAGCGCACUGCUUAGGGACGAUGCAACAGAUCCCUUGUAUUUCAUCAAGGGACCAACUCUGGGACCAGACUACAAAAAGACCAGCUUUCACACCUCCUGGACUAGCCUUAAAAAUACUCAUUUAAAUACCUCACCUUAAUUAAAUCUUCACACAAUUUAUUACAAGAUUACAAGAAAAAUGAAAUGAAACCAGGAUUUUUAAGAUCAACUACCAAGUAUUAUUAGUUGCUGGUUAUAUGAAAACUUAAACAUUUUCUGUCAUUUUACAAUAAUAUUUUUUUAAGGUAUCGCAAUUUAUGUCUCUAGUUUUUAGUAGUUAAUACCACAGAAUCUGGUCCUUUCUGCCAUAUAUGAUCUGGUUUACUUUGACAAUACACAAUACUGAGAGUCCCCUCUUUCAUGUCUUUAUUAUUUAGAUAAUUUUAAUUCCAAUAUCAUUGAGCUCUCUAACCACAAGAUGACACAUUUGUAUAUGAUUGAAACCCAGUUUAUACCUUGUUAACCAGAAGUUUUAAUUUUAAAAGACAAACUUUAAAAAAUAAAAAAAAUAAUAAUCUGAAUAUCAAGUGUUGAUAUCAAAGUUAAUUAUCACUAUUAAGUACAUGGAAAAUCAUUUUAUUUUCUUUAUUGAACAGUGUCCAGGUCUUUUUUACGUGGACUUGAAGAUCUAUUUAGCUGCUAAAAUUCUGCAAAGCAUUUUGAUAUAUUUGUAUGCAUAAUGAAUCCCUUUCAACCACAUUAACCUAAGAAAAGCCCGAGGAACUUGCCCCAUAAUAGUGAAUUGGGUACCUAAAGUUUAGCCUAUACAUGGUAUAUCUAAGGAUGUGGUGUAAGGGUGUAUCUGUUUAAAUCAUAAAUUGGCUUAUUACCAAAUAAGGGUUUAUCAUUGAUAAUUGUAAGUUAAUGUUGUGUUUGGUUUUGUAUUUGCAUGUAUGUAUUCAUAUAUAGAGCAUUUGUUUGUUACACUCUUUAUUUUACAAAGAGCAUUUUAAGAUUUUAUGGCAAUUUUAUUUUGUUUUAAUAAAUUCAUACAAUGUUCAUAAUUUAUGGUAAUCACCAAUUUUCCUUCACUGAUGUUCUGCUUGUUCUUUCUGUUCUAAAAUGUAACUGUUAACAAUAGAUUGUUAAAAAACUAAAAAACACUCUAGUUGAUUUUCUGUAAGCUUGAAAUUCAUUGAGGAUUCCAAUGAUACAUAUCAAAACAAAAUAUCUUGAUUGGUGUACAAUACAAUGUAAUUUAAAGUCUACACAGGGACCAAAUUAUGAUAAUUUGGACUGUUCAUAUAAUAUAGCUAUGGUAUGUUGGAGUAAUGUAGUUGGACAUCAAAGUUGAUUUUCAGUUUUAUUCAUAGUCUACAAAUUUUGUCUGAAAUAUCAAAACCAUGUUUAAUUUUCUAUCACUUAAUUGCUUGUUUUAAUGUACACUGCAUUUAAUUCUUUCACAUUUAAGACAUUUAGUAUUUAAUACUUUGUUAAGAGUGAGUGGCAUUUUGUAUAAACAAGUCGAGACAAAAUUGAAUGACCAACUCAUUUUUUUGUUGUACUUCAAAUUAAUACAUGUAUUGAUGAAAAAUGUCAUUGAAAUAUAGUUUACAUGUUAAAGAAGAAAAUGUUUCAUUUACUUUUAUUUUAUCAUCUGGCCUUUUUUGAACAGAAUAAACAUUUGUAUAAAAACUACUAAAAUCAUGAAUCCACUAAUUGAGAUUUGACAUUUGUUACUGCUAAUAUAAGAAUAUCUAUAUAUCAAUAUACAACUGUAUAUCAAUUGAAAAAAAUUCUUCAUGUGAUGAAAAAAAUCAAAAGGACAUAUGUUGAUAUAUCAGGUCAUCCCUUUAAUGAAUUUCCCACACAUUUUUGUCAGUUUGUUUAUCAUUAAUUUGCAACACUUUAAAGAAGAAAUGAGAUGAUUUUUUCAUGACUGAAUGGUUUAUUUGGCAUAUUACCACUGACACAGGCCUGUUAUACCACUUGUUAUUACAUGUGUAGCUUGUGAUCACUGAUGAAAAAUGUAGGCUUUACUCACCUGUGUUGGAUUGGAUGAUAUUGGCAUGGAAUGAUACAUGGUCUGUUUCUUGCCAGAUUCAAGCUAUUUUAAAAAGUUUAACUGAUACACAUAUGGUGAGCUAUUAAGGCUAUUAAUCUUGUUACAUCUUACCUGUAACUAGAGGUGAUAUGUAGUUAAUUGACCUGAUUAGCAUAUGGUAGGCUAUACUAAGGCCUACUAAGUUUUUUAUCAGAUCUAUCGGAGUUUCCUCCCUUUGUAUCACUCUGUCAGUACACGGUAUAGUGAUAACUUGAUGGAAGAGAAUGUACCUUUGUGACGUUUUUUUAGGAAAUUUCACAGGGAUUUGACUCAAAUUUCCUUAAAGGACUAUGUGGGUCCGCUAGACAUGGUGCUCUGUGUUAGACUGAUUUGAUCUGUUUAAGUGUUUAAGUAUGUAAUUGCUGUAUAAUGGUAUACUGCAGUAUGUAAUUGGUUGGGGACUUGUUGACUCGUUGAAGUUUGUUGAUGUUUGGCCUAUGUUGUUGGCCUAGUUAUGUUGGGCCUGAUGAACUGAUGUUAUGGUGCCUUACAUCCUUGUUAUACCAAAACCUUUUUUCAUGUUUGUUAGAUUUUUCUCAGAAUUAUCAAAAGUUGAUACAUUGAUAAUCGGAUAUUGAUAUUGUAGGUCAAUUUUUAAAGUUGUGUACAGACUUAUGUUAAUGAUUAGGUUUAAAUUUGGUUUUGUUUGGAAGCAAAAGUUCUUGUUGUUCUAAUUUUAAUGGGUUGUUUUCAUGCCUUAAUACUUAAUAUAAGAUUGUUCCAGUUUAAUGAAGUGAAAUUCAAGAUAGAAUUCUAAAUAAAAUUUUGUUUUAAAUCCAAACAAGAUAAAAUAACGAAGAAUUUAUGAAAUACAUUGUACCACAUUAAAAACUGGCCAAAUUAUAAAUAUUUAUGUUAAAGUAACACCGGUGUUUAUACAUAGUCACUUACAUUUGAUAUCUAUAUAAUGACAAGCCUUAUUCCUGUAAUUCUGUUAUUAUUGAAAUGUUAAGGUUAGACAGGAAAAUGUUUUACUCUUGUGUCUUUACACAGAUACAAUGUAUGUUUAGUUAAAAUUUUGCUUAAUGACAGAAUAUUGCUUUAUGAUUCCUACAUAUUUUGACAACAAUGUGGAUGGUCAGUUGCAUGUGGUCCAGUUCAGUAGAUAUGGCUCUCACCUUUCACCAAGGUGACUGGUUGGAUGUGAAAACAUGGGCUUUUGCUGGGUACUUUGGAUUUGUCCCAAAAUUUUACCCCUGCAUACUUCAUUUGGGCUAACAUGAAUGAUUUGUAUAGGUUGAUAUAAUUUGCUUGGUGAUUUUAUGAAAAAGAAUUAUUUUAACUUUUAGCAUGACUAUGUAUGACAGAAAUAUCAUUGUUUUCCAUCCUGUUUACUAACUUUAAAUUUGCCAAGGUGGACAACCAGCGGCAAGAAGACAAUUUAAUGUAAUAAAGAGGAAGUUCAUUUAUACAGACUACAUGAUAGGUUCUGAUUUUAAUCAGAUAUGGGUUUACACUUUUAUUCUAAGUCAUUAAACAUUAUAUUAAGCAGGUAUUUCUAGGCGCUUUUGAAGGCUUAACUAUUAUGAUAUAAUAUUGUUAUGUAUAUGUUGAUAUUGCUGCAGUAUUUAAGUGUUUAUUGUAUAUUGUGCUUUCUGUAAACUAGUCAUAAUUCAUUAUUCUACAAACAAGUACAGUAGGACAUUCUUGUUCUGGGUGUGCAGUUCCGGUACGUACAAGAUAUAUAAAUCAUUGUUCACUCUUAGUUUUCCUAGACAGUGAAUUUGUAUUGAAGGACACUGGGAAAGGAUUGUACAGAAAAUAUUACUGGGGAUAAAUUAACAAUAGGUCCUUAUUAAGCCACAGGUACAAUGUAUUCAAGGGGACUUAUUAUCACAAUCUCUCAACACUGUUCGAUAGCAUAUAAUCUUUUAUCAAACUUUUACUGUCGGCUUAUCCCAGAGAAUGUAUUUAUUUUGUGUUUAUAUAAACCACAAAGCAUUCCUGCUUAUAUAUACAAUUAUUUAAAUGGUUAUUUAUGUCAUUUCCAAAAACCAAAGUUAUACAACUCGCUUGAAUGUAUGCUGUGAUGUUGAAACACGUAUACUGUAGUAUACACUGUAUGUCAUGUGAGUAUUCCGGUUAAAUCCGCUGUUUAAAUAGACUGUAAGAAGAUAAUCGUAUUAUUCUCAGCCUUUAUAUUUUAGGUAUAAAUGAUGUUUGAGUCACAUCUAAUUACUUGUGUACUAGUGGAGAGUAAAGGUCACCUUGCCAGCUCUGGCUGGUGGGAAUUUCUCUUUAUCCAAGUGGUGAUGCAUCCAGGUGGAAAGUGAAAAGGCGAAUUUUACGGAACGGAUAAUGAUUUUCUAAUCUUAAUUAGAAAUUGAUUCAAUUAAUUGGAUUGAUGUUUUAGUGACAUUACCAGUGGUCACCAGUGGUUUUGUUGAAUUGAGAAAAAAUAUUCCCUUUGGUGCAUUUUAGAAGACAUUUCCAGUUCACAUUGUAUAAGAUGGUGGGGAUACUAUGGGAUCAGGUGUCAUUCAGAGUUGUUUUUACAGAUAUAAGAUCGAGUUAAAUACCCAUUAAAUUAAGUGUCCAGAUUUAAUAUUUGAAUGUUGUUAUAUUACCUUGAAAAGUGCCUAUUUUUAUGUCAAAUAUGCAUAUGAAUGUGAUUCAGUGCCAGGUUGAUCACACAGGAUUUCAAGGCUGUUGAAUUAAACUGAACAUGUAGAAUGGAUUUAUUCUUACAUAGCAGGCAGUCCUGAAAGUCUGGCCAGAUAUUUAGAGAAUUUAGCAGGCAGUCCUGAAAGUCUGGCCAGAUAUUUAGAGAAUUUUAAAAGGAGUCCAAUAUUUUCUAGGUCAGACUACAGAAAGAUUUUUUUAGUCUUGGAAAUGACCUGUUAGGUUCUUGCCUGGCAUUUUCCUUGUCUAACAGUUUUUGAAAUGAAGCAUGAUGCAGAGUUGAAUAAAAUCGGCCCUGUCUGUUUGGUCAGGGUUAUGUAUUGUUGGUGUUUGGAAUGAAAAAUUGGUGAAUGAUUUGAGCCAGGAUGAAUGCUUUUCUUUGUGCCUGUUUUGGUUUGAACUCAAAAGUUUGGUAUUUAAAUUCAAAACUUGAUUUGAAGUUUUGGCUCCAUGUCUGGCCUGAAUUCUUAAAAAAGGAUAGUAUUGUGGGACCAUCAGCACUGGUUGUGACAAUAAAACUUAGUAUUUGUCGUACAUGCUUUUUAUAUUGUUUUAUCAUUUGAUAUUGUCUGAUUAAAGCAUAUUUGUAGAAAUCAAA